GGUCGUCUCAGAUUCAACUUGUCGGUUCAGCUGAUCCAGUCGUUGCCUUGGCUGGUGACGACGUCAUACUACCAUGUUACCUGGAACCCAACGUCAGUGCUGUGGACAUGAUGGUGGAGUGGACAAGACCUGACCUGAAACCUCAAAGGGUCCAUCUUUACCGUGAAGGUCGAGACUCCGACGGUGAACAGCUUCCGUCCUACAGGGGAAGGACAUCACUGUUUAAAGAAGAACUGAAGAACAGCAAUGUCUCUUUAAAACUGACCGGAGUUACCCUCUCUGAUGCUGGAGACUACAAGUGCUUCAUUCCAACACUGAAGAAGGAAACAACCAUUCCACUCAUAGUUGGUGCUGUAUCUCAGCCAGUGAUCUCUAUUAAUGGAACCAAAGACUGGGGGGUGGUCCUGAAGUGUGACUCCGGAGGCUGGUACCCACAGCCUGAGCUUGAGUGGUUGGACAGUCAUGGAAACGUCCUCUCUGCUACUGAACCCACUGAGACAAGCAACUCAACAGAGACCGAGAUGAACCCUGAGGGUCGCUACACCGUGAGACGAUAUGUCACCAUCCGGAACACUGACAACAACAGGUUCACCUGUAGAGUUGUACAGCCGCAGAUCAACCAGACAAGGGAGACACAGAUUCAUGUCCCAGACGAUAUGUUUCCUAGCGUGUGGUGGAUUGUUGGUAUAAUAAUACCAGCUGUAGCAGCCAUUGUAGCUGUUGUUGUGCUGUUGUACUUUCGCAGAAAACAACGUCAUAAACUCAAGAAAGAAGGUAGUUUUUUGUCUUGAACUCUGUGAUUGUUACGAUCAACUUCUUGGUUUUGUACCAUUUUACUUGCUUGUUUCCUUUGUCCUGCCAUUUUAAUUACUGAUUUGUUACUAUUUAUCUGUCAUUUUAAGUGUUAAGGUACU
Molecule: messenger RNA, 914 nt
Organism: Oncorhynchus tshawytscha (Chinook salmon)
Lineage: Eukaryota; Metazoa; Chordata; Actinopteri; Salmoniformes; Salmonidae
Product: butyrophilin subfamily 1 member A1-like
Exons: 3
Source: RefSeq, a predicted model, not a curated record